AUGGUGACCCGAUACUGUGUCCUCUCAUUCACGUCUAUUGGUAACAUUGGCAACAAAUGCCGCAGUGACGCCCAACAUGGCGAGAGGAGUGAAGAAAGUGUGACUCGGGCUUGUGCCCUUGUCGGUAAACUUACACAACCCAGUCGGGCUGGGAGGCCUGCAAGCCUGAGCCGAGUUGACCUCCAGAAUGAGGAACAGGGAAAUGUGUGA
Molecule: messenger RNA, 210 nt
Organism: Protopolystoma xenopodis
Lineage: Eukaryota; Metazoa; Platyhelminthes; Monogenea; Polystomatidea; Polystomatidae
Source: the annotation of a GenBank genome assembly